AUGUGUCUCAUUUUAUUAGAUACACUGAGUUUGUCCAGUGAACGGAGUACGUUGGGACCACAUCGACGUCGUCUCACACGUUUUGAACCACCCAGUGGUCUUUCAGUUGACGAUGAACUCGGAGUGUAUAGUCCUUACAACACUGUGGGUCUCGCUAGUCCCACAGUCCAUUCAGGCUCAUCGGCUGGCAUGAACUUCGAACAGGAUAGUUUCCAACGAUUCAGUAUGCGACGGAAAUCCAUGGCGUUGGCUCAUGCUGUCAAUAUGGACUUGAUCAACCAGGAACGAAAUUCCUGGAAUCCCGAUGACCCUCAAAUGGAUAACAGCUGGGGGGACACCGAUACGGACACGUUCACAGCUGAGGGUGAUACCGCUGUCGCUUCACAUCUGCUCAGACAACGCCCCGAGAACGAAGAUCUGACCUGUAGCGCAUCCAAACUGGCUCUGAGACGUAUGCUCAAUCCGGAAAGUAAUUCGGCCAACUCCCGUGGGCCACCAGCACAGAGUACACCCAUACCCGGUCAACCAUCCACGGGAUCCGCCUACGCACAGUACGAUUCUAUUACACAUCUGGCGGUUUCUAGCAGUCGCAAUUCGUCCGCUUCACACAGUCGCCGUCCUUCAGAUACCGGUGGCAGUCAGUCGGGUGCAAACAACCCUGGCCCGGACUGGUUGUCUUCACUAACCCCCGAACAACUGGUCGCACGACUUACACACACCGACAACCUGGCCGAACAGGCGGAAUUGCUCGGUCGAUUGCAUCAACUACAGGGUUUGGACUGGGAUACGGGUAUUGAUCCGACCCAACCGGCACAUGUUCGCACGCUUCUGAAAGAAGUGUACGAACGAGCUAGUCAAGCCGCCUCGUGGUUCUUGCUGCGCUACACUGCUGGUAUGUUGGGCAAACGUGCCGGAUCGUUGGCGAAAGCAUUGACCGAUAUCCUGGUAUUGCAGAAACAAGUCACAGUCGGUUUGCCUCCAGAGCCUCGGGAAAUUGUGAUCGAUGCACCUCUGCCCCCGGAUCAGAUUGUCGAUGUGAUCCAGAAGGCAUGUGGGGAGGACAGUCUGAUGAAUGUCCUGACCCAGGAAAUUCUCAUAUAUCUGUCCAUGUUGGCUCGUACCAAACCGCAACAAUUGGCUAAUAUAUUGCGCCUACGUAUCGGGCUCAUCAUUCAAAUGAUGGGUACCGAAUUGGCUCGAACCAUGUGUCUGACGGCUGAGGAUUCACUGUACGUGUUAUUCUCGAUGAGCCCAUUCGACAUGAAACGAUUGUUGCAGAACUUGCUUAGCGGUGAAGAGAUCCGAAUGGUGAAAACAACUCGACCACAGGAUUUGGAUUCCCGCAACUGGGCAACUAUGGCUCGUGACGCUAACGAAGUUGGCUCAUCAUCUUGCACUAAAGCGAAGCAAUUGUGCUCAUUUCACACGCGUGGUUUUGCCUCGGAGAAGUAUACUGAAUUGCUGAAGGCAAUUGACAAGUUGAGAGCAAUGACCAUUUUAAUGCUCACGGCUAAAGGAGAACAAUUGAAAGCAGUCGCUUCAGCCUCAGCUCGACGAAUGUCUUUGCACCCGCGAUCGAUCUCUCGCCUGCCUUCAUUAGCCGGUGUUUCCUUGGGUGAGGAGGCUAGAGAGUUGCGAGGUAUGGAAAUGCGUAACCUGUGGAGUCGUCGACGCAAAAUUGAUGGCGCCCUCAAUCGUGUCCCACCCGGGUUCUACGAGAGAGUCUACAUUGUGCUUAGUCGAGUUGGUGGUUUGGAAAUAUGCGGGCAUAUCUUGUGUAGCAGUUUAACCAGAGAGAUGACCAUGGAAGAGCACAAAUUCGCCCUGGCUGUGGAACGGGUCAUCACCAUGGUCUCCUUGCCCGAGUAUCGUCAGUUGCUAAUCGAAGCCACCCAUGUUCUGGGCACCCUGAUGAUGCACGAUGUGGAGAAGCGUGUCCAGUUGGAUUGCAUACUCAAGGUGGACGAGAUUGUGGACACGGCGAAUGUGUUGUUCCUGUUAGAUCAUAACCAUGAUACAAUGGCGAACGAGACGUCCCAAGUUGGGCACUCUUGGCUAGUAGGGCGUCAAAUNAACGCAACCUUGUGUUGUGCCAAAGUGAUGAAAGAACAGAAUAUUACCACGGUCGCUCAGGCACAAAAUGUCCGUAAACCAGGGGCAUUACUAUGUCACGGUUUGCAUAAUAUUUGUCAACAUUUCUACGACACACCUCCUGCUGGACGUUACGGAACGAUGUCGUAUAUGGUCCGUGCCGUGUCCUAUUUGCUCCAGUCCAUCAAGCCGAUCCGAUCGGACGGGUUUCUUUCAGUGGACUGUAGCGUGCAGUGA
Messenger RNA from Echinostoma caproni, 2328 nucleotides. The record is from the annotation of a GenBank genome assembly. NCBI's taxonomy places the organism in Eukaryota, Metazoa, Platyhelminthes, Trematoda, Plagiorchiida, Echinostomatidae.